CAUAUUCUUAUCGCCGACUUCAGCAGACCAAAAGUAACAUACCUGAUUGUUGCGAGUCGCGCACAACAGUAUGGCGUGAGUGGUUCUCGUCAUUCCUCAUGGUCCGACACUGACGUAGGGCAAUUGCAGGAGCUCAUAGCCAUCGCGCGUCGAAUCUGCGAGCGUCCAGCCGACGAAUAUAAGGCCUAUGUUCAUUUCAAUCAGGCGCAUGUGAUGCACGGGCGGCGGAGGGCGAGUGGGACAAUGGGUGUUACUUCGGACCGGAGUUUUGCGGGGCUCGGGACUUGGUGGUGUUUGUACACUUCGAGCGGUGGUCGCUCACUGAGAAACUUGAUAUGUCAAAGAGUCACUUGUGUCUUGGUGAAGAGAUGCAUAUGAGCGCGGAGGAGAAAGAAAUGGCAAGGCUAAGGAAUAUGGGCGACGAAAAGGCAAGGGCUGAGGCGGCGUGUCACGGAAGAGGAAGACAGGAACGAAUUCGUUCCGGAAGGACGUCUCGACACCUCGAAAUUCCCCUGGCCGAUCACCUACCCAUCACAAAUUCCACCAACAGAACUCGUUACAGAGCAAGUCAUCACAGUCGAUGCCUACGCCACCAGAACCCACCACUUGGACCUCAUCGUUGGCCGCGCAAAACUUAUACCUCAUGCCUUGAGACUAGACACAAACAUAACGCCUACACAUACAUCCCUUCAAGAUACGGCAAGGUGCCCAAUCGCAUGGGUGAAAUACAGAUACCGAACGACGAAGUGGAGUGCCUACCGGAGUUUGAUGGGAAUACAAAGCAAAAGCGCUCGGCCAAGAUGAUAGCUGCGCUAAAGAAGCACCACGCUGACGGUGCUGACUCCGACUUCACGAUCAUCGACACAUACACCGGGAGCAGCUUGCUGGACUGGGAUAUCAUCAUUGGCUAUGCGCGGCCAGGAAUUUGUGUUGAUCCGGAGGUGAGACCCCUUGUGCGUGCCAGUCUUACCAACGAUGAUAAGAUCACGCUGUAUAUGCCGGCGGGGUGUGGAGUCGAUAGGAAUAGGGUUGAUGGGGAGCUGCUGGUGGCUAUCAGGGACAUAAAGGUGUGGAAGGAGUUCGAUGCACCCAUAGAGUCUAGGCGGAGGUAACUGGUCAAGGAGGCCUUGGUGAGGAAGAAGGAGGAGAAAUUGGGUGAGAGUUGUUGCAGGGUGAGUAAGGAACUGCGAACGGCGGGGGGCAGGGAGGACGGUGCUGCUGGAGUGGUGGAUGUGUAAUUUUGGCAUGAGCCAAGGGUGUUUGUUAUGGAUAUGCUGGUUUUGCGGCGGCCGGGGGUUCUUU
Paraphaeosphaeria sporulosa is the source of this 1302-nucleotide messenger RNA. RefSeq lists its product as uncharacterized. Bases 336 to 1112 code for a protein of 258 amino acids. The record is from RefSeq and is a predicted model, not a curated record. The transcript has 2 exons. Lineage: Eukaryota; Fungi; Ascomycota; Dothideomycetes; Pleosporales; Didymosphaeriaceae.